This is a messenger RNA of Brassica oleracea var. oleracea, 1363 nucleotides long. RefSeq lists its product as uncharacterized. Gene Ontology annotation, biological process: protein ubiquitination. Lineage: Eukaryota; Viridiplantae; Streptophyta; Magnoliopsida; Brassicales; Brassicaceae. Gene Ontology annotation, cellular component: cytoplasm. The coding region runs from base 35 to 1138 and encodes 367 amino acids. The transcript has a single exon. The record is from RefSeq and is a predicted model, not a curated record. Gene Ontology annotation, molecular function: ubiquitin protein ligase activity.
UUUUCUCGACAAUUUUCUCAGAAACUCCUCAGCAAUGGCGAAACUUUUCGGCUGCCCAAUCAACGUGAAAGCAGAGGAAGAAGACGGCGGUGGUGGUAGCUCAAUCGCCGCAGAGGUCUCUCGAUCUAGUAACCAGCCGGACGGCGAAGCUAUAAGGGAAACCUAUCCGUAUUUCCGUUUCCUGGAGUCGAAUUCAGAUUCCGGAUCGGUUUCCAUGGAAUCUGAACCCGAUCUGCAUCACUGCUUCAUCGAUUUCUUCGAUCGAGAGUCGUUCGCAGCCUCGAAUCAGCGGCUAAGCACUUCGCAUAAUUUCGAUUUCUUGGGGGUUCAAGACAUGGAGGAGGAGAUAGAAUUAGGGCUCCGAGUCGGGUCUGGAUCCGGGUCGGAUGAUUCAGGUGAGUUAGGGCUUCAAGUUACCCGGAAUUUGGAAAUCUUUACGCGUCGGGUCGAAAUUGAUUCGGGUCGGGUCGAAACUGAUAUGGAUCGGGUCGAAAUUGAUACGGGUCGGGUCGAAAUUGAUUCGGGUCGGGUCGAGAUUGAUACGGGUCGGGUAGAAACUGAUACGGGUCGGGUCGAAAUUGGUACGGGUGUUGCUCCGGUUGGGGACGAUCUCUUCGUUGAUCACGUGGAGCCGCAGAACGCGAUCACGUGGGUUGAUGCAGAACCUGUCGAAGCCCAAGAAGCUGAACCCAUGGAUCAAGAAUGGCAUGGUGGUUAUUUUGAUGUUUUCUUUGACGAAUCUGUAGAUUUAGCGAUGGACGAUUUUUUUGAUUCCCUUUUUCCGAGUUAUGAAUAUACUGUGAACAAUGGAGACUACGAGGAUGUUAUAGCACGAACGUUCGAUGAGUCUGGAAUCAAUGGAAGUCCGCCAGCUUCCAAGAGGAUGGUGGAUGAGCUUCCUGAUGUGGAUGUCACCUCUGAAGAGUUGAGCAUAGGUUGCGCGAUCUGCAAAGAUGAGAUUGUGGUCGAGGAGAAAGUUAAGAGGCUUCCUUGUAGGCAUUACUAUCAUAAAGAGUGCAUUGUGCCUUGGUUAGGGAUUAGGAAUACAUGUCCGGUUUGUCGGUACGAGUUGCCUACUGAUGAUCUUGAGUACGAAAGGAAUAAGAGAUCACAAAGGGGUGUUUGGCAAGAGACUUGAAGUUAAUGUUGCUGAUUGGUUUGAUGUACAUAUUUGGCUGGAAACAGAUUAAAGGGGGAAAUAAAACUUUUGCAGCUAUAUCUUGGUGUUCAAGUUAUUUAGGUUCAUUAAUCUUUUAGGUUUUGCUGAGAAUUGCAGUCGCAGUUUGUUCAUUAGUUCUAAAUAUGAUUUUUUGGAAUGUGAAUUUUUGCUUGUUCAAGUCUUCUUUUUUGACGAUCAAGAUUA